Aureobasidium namibiae CBS 147.97 is the source of this 1410-nucleotide messenger RNA. RefSeq lists its product as uncharacterized. Bases 1 to 1410 code for a protein of 469 amino acids. The transcript has a single exon. Gene Ontology annotation, molecular function: acyltransferase activity, transferring groups other than amino-acyl groups. The record is from RefSeq and is a predicted model, not a curated record. Gene Ontology annotation, biological process: polysaccharide biosynthetic process. Lineage: Eukaryota; Fungi; Ascomycota; Dothideomycetes; Dothideales; Saccotheciaceae. Gene Ontology annotation, cellular component: membrane.
AUGCCAUUCGCCUCUGGAGUCAAUCGUCCAGAUGUCCAUGAGAAAGACAAACCUUGCAAACUAGAGCUGCAUCAAACAGCAUACCUCGACGGCCUACGCGGCUUUGCAGCACUCUUGGUCUUCAGUCUGCAUCACCAAGUCUGGGGGCACUCCGGGACCGGCGGUGAAUUCAUCCUCGAGAAUGCGUUCGGCUGGGACGGAGUGUAUCAGAUUAUCUGCUUCCCAGGCAUUCGCAUACUCUUCUCAGGAGGCCACCUCGCAGUCGCCGUCUUCUUUGUGAUCUCAGGCUACGUCUUGUCUAUGAAGCCUCUCAGCUUGAUACAAGCAGGAGAUGCAACCAGGAUGUCAGAGAACUUGGCGUCUGCGUUGUUUCGCAGAUGGCUUCGACUCUACAUUCCGGUCGCGGGCACGACUUUCCUCUGGAUGACUUCGUGGCACCUCUUCAAGAUCAGGUCGAGCAACCCCAUUGCUCAGAUGCCAGAGUCUACAUAUCUUGGUGAGCUCUGGAAAUGGUAUUGCGAUUUCAAGAAUUACAGCUUCGUCUUCCAAGGCGAAGCUUGGAACGCAUACAAUGAUCACACGUGGUCGAUACCGAUGGAGUUCCGAGGAUCGAUCGUGGUCUACACUUCAUUGUUGGCGCUGUCUGGCUGUGGCAGAAAUUCCCGAUUGCUCUGCGAGUUCGUCCUCCUGUAUUACUUCCUCUACGUCGUGGACGGCUGGUACUGUGGUUUGUUUGUCGCAGGGAUGAUCAUCUGCGAUUUUGAUCAUCUCUCAGCACGAGGACAUCUACCACGUCGACUGCAUGCACUCAAGAAGCACAAGACUUGGAUUGCGUAUCUGAUAUUCGUGAUCGGUCUAUAUCUUGGCGGCGUUCCUUCCAUCUCUAAUGAUAUUUACCAUCUCAGGAAGUCUCCUGGGUGGUACUACCUCUCGUAUCUCAAGCCACAAGCUUUCUGGGACUUUAGAUGGUUUUUCCGGUUCUGGGCGGCAGUUUGCGUUGUCACCUCCACACCCCAUAUUAUCUGGCUCAAAAGGUUUUUCGAGAAUUCAUUCUGUCAGUAUCUUGGUCGUGUUUCGUUCGGUUUCUAUCUUGUUCAUGGCCCCGUGCUAUGGACUCUGGGCGAUAGGCUGUACGCAGCCAGCGGGAGGAUCAGAGAAGGACACAUUGGGGUCAUUCCUGACUGGAUCAAUCUACUGCCAUUACCAGCAGUAGGGCCCUUCGGUCUUGAGAUCAACUAUCUGGUCCCUCAGUUCAUCUUGUUGGCAUUCACAUUAUGGCUAGCGGAGAUAGUCACCAGAUGUCUCGACAAGCUCAGUGUGGAAGUUUCCCAGUGGCUCUACAAGAAAACACUGAUCCAGAGUGAGAGCUCGGGAUCUCACUUUAGUUGGAAACGCGAGAUCAAGGAUUGA